AUGCAAAUUAUGUUCGAUUCUGGAUCAACACAAUCGUUUAUUAAUAAAGAAGUUUUAAAUCGUACAAUUCACUUUCCUAUCAAUUAUAAGAAACAUUAUUAUUUACUGGCUGACGGUAAUACGACAUUUGAAGUUAUUGGUACAGUAAAAAUAUUUGUUGAAUUCAAUCAUAUAAAAACAAAUAUCGUAGUGGGUGUUGUCAAUUCUUUAUGUACAGAUUGUAUUUUAGGUAUGAAUUAUAUUACAAAAUACAAGGUCAAUCUUAAUAAUCAACAACGGCAAGUUCAAGUUCAUACUCCUUUCAAAACUCUUCGAAUACCAAUGGUAGAGCAGUCGACAAAAACAAAAAUAAAAACUUGUUUAUUAAAAUCUGAUCGUUCAAAUCCAUCUCAAGAAAAACGUUUACCACUUAUUUCUACUGUUUUUUACAACAAUAAAAAAAAAGAACAAAAUCAUGAAAAUAAAUUAUCCAUGUUAACAUCGAUAAGCGAACAUCAUAUUAAAACAUUACUAAUUCAUUUACAUGAUCUCCCACAAUCUCACGAAUUGAAACAAAUUUUGAUAAAGUAUCAUUCGUUGUUUGAUACAUCCCGCACAACCAUGGCCCAAACAUCAAUACCCCAUGUUAUUUGCACUAGUGAUAAUCCACCUAUUUCUUCAAAACCGUAUCCUCAAACUCUUGAAAAACAAAAUGCUACAUUUGAAAUUAUUCAGCAGAUGAUACGAAACAAGCAGAUAAGAGCAUCGAAUUCUCAAUAUGCAUCCCCAAUAUUAUUGAUAAAAAAACGUGAUGGUUCUUAUCGUUUUAUUGUUGACUAUCGAAAAUUAAAUCAAAUCACAAUUCAAGAUAAAUUUCCAUUACCUAAUCUUGAACAAACAAUUCAAAUGGUGGGAGGUCAUGAAUAUUAUUCAACAUUAGAUCUUCGUUCAGGUUAUUUUCAAAUACCUAUUCGUGAAGAAGACAAACAUAAAACGGCAUUCGUUACCACUCAUGGAUUAUACGAAUUCAAUGUUCUAGCUCAAGGUUUAAAAAAUAGUCCUCCAUCAUUUCAACGUAUUAUGUCCAAUUUAUUAUUACCCUGUAAAAAAUUUAGUUUAGUAUAUCUUGAUGAUAUACUAAUUUAUUCAAAUUCUUUUCAACAGCACCUCGAUCAUUUAAAUCAAGUUUUAGCAAUCCUCAAUAAACAUCAAUUUCAACUUAACCCACAUAAAUGUGAAUUAGCCCGUACAACGAUUGACUAUUUAGGACAUACAAUUAGUAAUCAAGGUAUAAAACCACUUCAAGAGCGCAUUCAAAAAAUUUUGGACAUUCCACAACCUGUUUCAUUAAAUCAAGCCAAUGCUUUUAUUGGGGCUAUUGGAUGGUAUCGCAAGUUUAUUCGAGAUUAUACAAACAUCGCGGCACCUAUAUUAGCUGUUACUAAUUUAACCAAGAACAACAAGUUUAAAUUCAAAUGGGAUUUUCCUCAACGUAAUGCUUUUGAUAAAUUAAAAAUGGCUAUUACAUCCGAGCCAUUAUUUUUAAAUUAUCCUAAUGUUAAUGCACCAUUAAUAUUAGCAACUGAUGCAUCUGAUUAUUGUAUUGGUGGCGUGUUGUAUCAAGAAAUUAAUGGUGAACGGAAAAAUAUUUAUUUUUAUUCACAAAUGUUACCCAAAUUACAACGUAAAUGGCCAACCAUUGAAAAAGAAGCAUUAGCCAUUUAUUAUUGUGUUUUACGUAUGAAAUUAUAUUUACUUGGUCAUGAAUUCAUUAUCCAAACCGAUCAUUGCCCAUUGCGUGAUAUGCAUAAAAAAUCAUCAAACAAUCGUCGAGUCGAUCGUAUAUCAUUAGUGCUACAACAAUAUAAUAUUAAGGAAAUUCGUCAUAUUUCAGGUAAAUGUAACUGCAUGGCUGAUUAUUUAACUAGGUAUCCUCGCCAAAUUGAGGAAGAUGAUGAAUUUUUCGAUUCCGACUUUGGACAUAUUCCAAAUGUUUAUUCUCAAUCAUCUAAUAUGAUUUUCCAAGAUAAUUUAUCAAUUAAUCCCCAAAUUGUUAGUGCAGUUACUACCAGAGCACAAACUAAAGCACAAGAAAAAUCAUUACCAUCAACAGAUCAUAAAGUGCCAGUUGAUGAUUUAUCAGUGUCAGAUGAUCAAUCUCAAGAAGGAUUAGGUCAUGCAUUUGAUAUUUCAAAAAUUGGAGAAGCUCAAAAACAGGAUAAAUUCUAUCAAGAAAAAUUUUUAGAGCUAAAUAAAAGUCACAUUAAUUCUUCCUAUAUGUUGAAAAAUGAUAUAUUAUAUAAAUUAAUUAAACGUGGAAUAAUUAAAAAAAAACUAGUGUAUAUACCGUCGUCAAUGUUAGAACAAUUAUUAUCAGCUUAUCAUGAUGCACCAUAUUCGGCACAUUUUGGUGUCCGCAGAACUUAUCUAAAAUUGAAGGAUAUUUAUUGGUGGCCGGAUAUGAAAAUUACUAUUCGAAAUUAUAUUCAAAGUUGUUUAAAAUGCCAAAAAUUUAAUAUUGCUCGAAAUAAAUUACCAGGUCUUUUACAGCCUAUUGAAUCACCAACCGGUCCUUUUCAAUUAAUUGGAAUCGACUAUUCUGGUCCUUUCCCUAUCACUCCUCAAGGAAAUAAAUACGUGUUAGCAAUUACCGAUUAUUUUACAAAAUGGGUUAUUGCGAUUCCUUUACCUGAACAAACUGCAAAAAUAACGGCCGAAACUCUAUAUGAAUAUUACAUAACAAUUUAUGGUAUUCCAUCUAGAAUACUGUCCGAUCAAGGAACUCAUUUUAAUAAUCAGUUAAUUGCAGCAUUUACGGCUAUUCUUGGAUGUCAUCAUAUUAAAUCAACAACGUAUCAUCCUCAAACAAAUGGAGCAAUCGAAAGAUUUAAUUCAACAUUUGAACGUCAAUUAGCAAAAUUAACCAAUAAAUGUAUUAAUGAUUGGGAUAUACAUUUAAAAUCUAUUGUAUUUGCGUACAACACGGGAUCACACGCCGCCACAAAAUUUACUCCUUACGAAUUACAAUUUGGACGACGACCACAAUUACCACCAGAAAAACCAUUAACAACUUAUCAAUUUUCAAAACCUAAUGAUUACAUAUUUUAUUUUAAUAAAACAUUAAACAUUUAUCGUCAUCAUGCACUGAAUAAUAUUUUUAACAAUCAGAAAACUUAUAAAAAGUUUUAUGAUCGUAAUCGUCCAGAAAAAUAUUAUUCCAUUGGUGAUCACGUGCUCAAACGAAUUCCGACUCAACCUUCUAAACUAGGGGAACUUUAUUCAAAUCCAAUGAUUAUCAUUAAAAAACAACAUCCAACAUAUUUUGUUCAGGAUCUUGAUAAUAAAAACAUUUAUCAAGUACAUGUUUCUCAAUUACGUAUGUUUAACUUUAAUCGUUUAGUAUUAUAA
Molecule: messenger RNA, 3387 nt
Organism: Rotaria socialis
Lineage: Eukaryota; Metazoa; Rotifera; Eurotatoria; Philodinida; Philodinidae
Source: the annotation of a GenBank genome assembly